CACCAAACUGACACAUUUACAACAAAGGUUAAUGAAAAUGGAAACAUUUGUAAUUUGCCGAAAAUGGAAAAAUAUUUAUAUAAAAAAAUGGUUUUUAAAAAUAAAAAUUAAAGUGAAGUAAUGGCAGAGUAUUUAUAUAACCCACGAGCCUUUGCUUCGUCCCCCUGCAUCAUCAUCAUCGACCAGUUCUCUUUACUUAUCUGGAAAAAAAAAAACAUCAUUCAAGAGCAAAAACCCUAAUUAAACGCAAAAAAAGAAUAUGAAUCAAACCCAACAUCAUCAUCAUCAUCACUGUUCUUGAAGAGAUUCCUUCACAGAGAAAUGGUAACUAUCAGCAACGAGAAGCAAGAAUCAAGAAUCUCAGGUACUUAUAUCAGAACCCUAGUGAAGCAACUUGCUUCUUCAAGAACCAAAGACAGCGAUUCCGCCAUGAACCCUCGAGAGAAAACCACCGAGAAUUCUAAGAAAUCUACCGGCAAAACGCAUAUGCAACCGCAGACGCAGAAGAAGCAGGUGAGGAGGCGCUUGCACACCAGCCGUCCGUACCAGGAGCGGCUACUGAACAUGGCGGAGGCGCGGCGAGAGAUCGUCACCGCUCUGAAACAGCACCGCGCCGCCAUGAAGCAGCGUCAGCGUCAACAGACGCAGACGCAGACGCAGACGCUGUUGCUGAGUGAGGGAGAAUCGAGACCAAGACCGAGCUCUGAGUGUGUUAUGGACCCGUUUCCGUACUGUGUCCAUCCUCCUCCUCCCCCGCAACCUCCUGAUCCAUUUCCAUGGCAGAUUCCGACGACGAACCCACCUCUCAAUUUCGUCCUCCCUAAUCAACCCUUAGGCCUAAACCUCAAUUUCCAAGAUUUCAACGACAUAAUCCAAACCUCGCCAUCAUCGUCAUCAUCGAUUUGCACCAACAACAGCAACAGCGUCAGCAUCAACAACAACCCACCAAUCUUUUCUUCACCGCCCUCCUCCUCUCCACCUCCUCCGUCGUCGUCCUCCACUGCCGCCGUCGCCGGAGGAGGAGGAGGAGACGCCGGUUUUCACCAGACGGUGGACGAGGAAGAGAUGGCGAGGAUGAGAUCGAUCGGGGAGAAGCACCAGAUCGAGUGGAACGACACGGUCAACCUGGUGACGUCAGCUUGGUGGUUCGAGUUUAUGAAGACGGUGGAGCCGCCGGAGAUGAAGCCGGAGAUCGAUGAUGACGUCUGCCGACCAUUCGGCGACGUCAUGGAGUUCCCCUCUUGGUUGAACCCAACAGAGGAACCUUAUCUCAGCGAUUACUCUUCGCCUGACGAUCCUGCUUUGUCCUGUAUGGAAAUUGGAGAGAUUGAAGGAAUGGAUGGGGACUGGCUUGCUUGAACCACAAAGAUUGAUUGCAGCUUUUUUUAAGACUUCAUGAAUCAAAUCUUGUGGUUCUUUCUUCUGUUGUUCUUUUUUUUUUCAUUUUUAUUUUUGGUCUUGCUGUUUUUCUCUUUUCAAAUUUUGUAUUUUUUUCUGUUUUUUUUCUUUUAAUUAAUAAGGGACUUGCAGAGGAUGUUCAAGUUGGCUUUGAGUCACGUAAGGACAUAAUUUUAUUUUUUAUUAUUCAUUGUCCAAUUUUUUA
Tarenaya hassleriana is the source of this 1603-nucleotide messenger RNA. RefSeq lists its product as uncharacterized. NCBI's taxonomy places the organism in Eukaryota, Viridiplantae, Streptophyta, Magnoliopsida, Brassicales, Cleomaceae. The record is from RefSeq and is a predicted model, not a curated record. The coding region runs from base 322 to 1359 and encodes 345 amino acids. The transcript has 2 exons.